AUGGGGGUCAAAACUGAUUUGCAACCCGAGUAUGGAGAAAGACGUACUCGUUUGCCUCCCGGGCCUUGGAAUUUGUCAAGAGCAGAGAAGAGAGAGGUUUGCAAUUCUUUCUAUGGUAUGAAGGUCCCUGAAGGUUAUUCUUCAAAUAUAAAAAAUCUUGUAUCUUUACAAGAUUCAAGACUUCUUGGCCUUAAAUCACAUGAUUGUCAUACCUUAAUGCAACAAUUGCUCCCUGUGGCAAUUCGUUCUGUUUUGGAGAAGCCUGCAAGGUAUGCAAUAACUCGUUUGUGCUUCUUCUUCAAUGCUAUAUGUGCAAAGACUGUUGAUGUUUCCAAGCUAGAUAAGUUGGAAGAAGAUGUAGUAGUUACUUUGUGUUUGCUUGAGAAGUACUUUCCCCCUUCAUUCUUUGAUAUCAUGGUUCAUCUAGUAGUACAUCUUGUCAGAGAAGUUCGUCUGUGUGGGCCAGUAUAUUUUAGAUGGAUGUAUCCGUUUGAAAGAUAUAUGAAAGUGCUAAAGGGGUAUGUUCAGAAUCGUACUCGUCCCGAAGGUGCAUUGCUGAGCGGUUGCACAGUGAGCGUAGUUGAUCGGGACCUGUUGAACCAAGCACAUCUAUAUGUCUUGGAGAAUACGGAGGAAGUCCUACCUUAUAUCGAGCAACAUAUGAUCCACAUCCAGACCGCUUAUCCAAAAUUUAGAAAGAGAACAAAGUGGCUGCAGGAUAAGCACAAUAGCACUUUCAUUCAAUGGCUACGCUUCAAGGUUCAAAGUGAACUUAAUGAGGACAAUCAUGGCGUAUCAGAAAAUUUAAGGUGGCUAGCAGCUGGUCCAAACAUGGCAGUGCCAUUAUAUAGGAGCUAUCUCAUUAAAGGUAUUAAAUUCAACAUCAAGGCACAAGAUGAUGUGCGGACAACUCAAAAUAGUGGAGUUUAUUUACUUGCACAUACUAUGCAAGUUGCUAGUGCCAAGGAUAAAAACCCAAUUCUCUCAAAUAUGGGUUUCUAUGGUGUCAUUCAAGAAAUUUGGGACCUUGACUACCAAAAGUUUACAAUCCCAGUCUUUAGGUGUGAUUGGAUUGAUAAUACUUCUGGUCUUGUAGUGGACGAACUUGGAUUUACCCUUGUAGAUUUGAGUAAAAUUGGACAUAGGAAUGACCAAUUUGUUUUGGCUUCUCAAGUCAAACAAGUAUUUUUUGUUGACGACCCGAUGCAUCGUGGGUUGGUCGGUAGUGUUAUCAAUGCCUAA
Molecule: messenger RNA, 1242 nt
Organism: Prunus armeniaca (apricot)
Lineage: Eukaryota; Viridiplantae; Streptophyta; Magnoliopsida; Rosales; Rosaceae
Source: the annotation of a GenBank genome assembly